AUGAUAUGGCAUCAAAUCCAAGCUGCCAAAAAGGAGGGAAGAGAUCUCCAUGUCGUGUUCUUGGACCUCGCCAACGCCUUUGGUUCUGUUCCUCAUAGUCUCUUGUGGACUGCGUUUGACCUGUUCAGCAUCCCACAGGCUAUCACCACUCUUGUCAAAUCCUAUUUCCAGGACAUCCAGCUAUGCCUCACAACUAAGGAGUACACCACAGCAUGGCAGCGUUUGGAUAUAGGGAUCAUGGCAGGAUGCACCAUCUCCCCUCUGGCCUUCACCAUGGCAAUGGAGGUCAUCAUCCGAGCCUCCCGAUGGGUGGUAGGAGGUCAGCAGCUCAAAGCUGGUCUUCGACUCCCUCCCAUCAGAGCGUACAUGGAUGACAUGACCACACUCACAACAACCAUGCCAUGCACAAGGCGACUGCUGAAAAAGCUCUAGGAGAACAUCGAGUGGGCCCGGAUGAAGAUAAAGCCAAGCAAAUCCAGGAGCAUAUCAGUCGUCAAGGGCAAGCUGUCAGAGCAGCGCUUUUUCAUUGGCGAGGAACCCAUACCAACAGUGUUGGAGAAGCCAGUGAAGAGCUUAGGGUGCUGGUACGAUGCCAACCUCAAGGACAAAGAUCAAGUGCACCAGCUUAGGCAGGACACAAUCUGCGGCCUCGAGAGUAUCGACAAGUCCCUGCUUCCUGGCAGGUUAAAGUUCUGGUGCCUUCAAUUCGGUCUUCUACCCCGGCUGAUGUGGCCUCUUACCAUCUAUGAGGUCCCUAUCUCCAAGGUUGAAAAACUGGAGAGGUUGAUCAGCUCGUUUGCCAGAAAGUGGCUGCGUCUUCCCAUGUGCUUCAGCAACAUAGGGCUGUAUGGAAGAGGCAUUCUGGAGCUGCCUGUGUCCAGUCUUACAGAGGAGUUCAAGUGCUCCAAAGUAAGGCUGGAAAUGACACUAACAGAAUCCCGUGAUCCAUUUGUAGCCCAAACAGCUCCUACUCUGGCGACCGGAAGGAAAUGGACUGCAAGCGCAGCUACACAGCAGGCAAAGGCAGACCUAAGGCAUCGUUACAUUGUUGGCUUUGUGCAACAGGGGAGAGGAGGCUUUGGCCUCGGAGAGAGCAGACCAUCGUGGCACAAGUCAGCUCCAUCUCAGCGCAGAGGUCUGGUCGUUGAGGAGGUGCGCUGGCAAGAGCAGGCAACAAGGUGCAAAGCCAACCAAGGCCAAUACAACAUCAGACCUCGGUCAGCUGGGAGCAGCGCGAGACUGGAGGCUUGUGGUGGAUCUGAGUCCAAGGCUCUACUUUCCACCAGAGAUCGCCACUACGAACCUCAGACCAGACCUCGUGCGCUCUGGUCCUCCUCAACUAAGAAGGUGUACAUCGUAGAGCUGACUGUACCCUGGGAGGACGCUGUAGAGGAGGCCUACGAAAGAAAGAGCCUUAAGUACGCUGAGCUGGCAGCUGAUGCUGAGCAACGUGGCUGGAAAGCCAAAGUUUGCCCAGUGGAAGUCGGCUGCAGAGGCUUUGUUGGAAAGACAACUACCAGGCUGCUUGGGGAUUUGGGAAUUCAAGGCCAAGCCCAACGCCAAGCCAUCAAAGCCCUCUCAAGCGCUGCUGAGUGGGCAAGCCGGUGGCUGUGGGUGAAGAGGAGAGACGCCACCUGGGCCCCAAAAUAG
Molecule: messenger RNA, 1650 nt
Organism: Pseudoliparis swirei
Lineage: Eukaryota; Metazoa; Chordata; Actinopteri; Perciformes; Liparidae
Exons: 2
Source: RefSeq, a predicted model, not a curated record